AUGCCAAUAAUUAUACUUCUUUUAUCCUUACUUUAAUUAUCUUAAUAGAUUUCAUUCAUAGGAUAGACUGCUACAGAACGAUAUUUUCCGAAAAUCAUGAAUUGGAUAAAGAAAUAGGACUAAAGAAUUGAUCAAAGAAUUGCUUUUGAGUCUAUAUAGUUGAUGUUUAAAUUUGUGGAAGAAGAACUUGCUUAUGAUACAGAAAACAACGAAUUCCUGGAAUUAUUUUAGCAAUAAAUCUAUAAUCUUAGUCAAUCUAAAGCAGAUUCUGAAUUUCAAAGUUAAUAAGCUAUGAUUAAAUUUUUGAAUGAGGAUCUUAGAAAUGAAGUCUCUUUCUUCAAAAAUAUGAUUAAGGACAAGGAAAAGAUGUUGGAAUAAGAUAUUAAGGAAAUUGAAAAAUUAAAAAAAUAAUCAAAAGACAAGAGUAAAAUAGAACAAAAGCUCAAAGAUAUCAGUUAUCUUAUAAAAGAGAUAGACAGAAACUUAGAAAUUGGAACUGCUGAAAAAUUAUAUGGAUUAUUAGAAGUCAUAGAAUCAAAGGCAGUUAUUGGAUUAUUUCAAUAUUAGAAUGAAUACUAAGAAAUUUAAUAGUAUUUAAGGAAUGUAGAUUUACUCUUCAAAUCAAGAAAUUUCUAAUAAGAUAAAUUUGAAAUUGUCAAUUUAAUAUCUAUGGUGAAAAAUGUCCUUUUAGACUUACACUUAAACAUCAUAAUUAAAUUAUAAGAGGAAUAAUUGGAUGAAUAUGAAGCCAUGUCUUUUUUUGAAAAUAGUAAAGUCACUCAUCAGAUAGCAAGAGAUUACUUUUAGAAUGAAUUGCACUCGUUUUUAGAAACCUUGAUAACGAAAUGGGAAAAUCUUUUGUUGAUUUAAGAAAAUACAACAGAUAAUUCAGAUAUCUUUAAAAAUCUGAUUUAGUAAUUUAAUAAAUAAAAUACUAAAAUGAUUGAAACAAACAAUCACAAAUAAGACUUUUUACAAUAAAUAAACAGACAAUGA
Paramecium tetraurelia is the source of this 996-nucleotide messenger RNA. RefSeq lists its product as uncharacterized. The record is from RefSeq and is a predicted model, not a curated record. The transcript has 6 exons. Lineage: Eukaryota; Ciliophora; Oligohymenophorea; Peniculida; Parameciidae.